AGAUGACUCCAGAUGACUACAAAUGACUACAGUUGACUACAAAUGACUACAAAUGACUACAGAUGACUACAGAUGACUACUUGGGAGUGAGUGAAGUGAUGCUCUUAGUCUUUGUGCUAAGCUACGCUAAGCAGAGCCCCCGGUUUUCAUGCCAUGUAUCAUUUUAGGACUCAAGUCGCAUAAGAAGGAUUCUUUCCCGAAAGACGAAAAGCACAAACGAGAAAUAACACGUUCUUUUCUUUCGUUGUUUCUGGAUCAGAAAAACAGAAAUGAAACAAAGCGAUCGUCUUUUUGUCUCUGGAGGCAAAGAGCAGCGUUCAGUGGAGGGUCACACUGUGUCGGGUGUUUCCAUUGGAACAUGUGAUCGAUGGGGGACGGGGGGGGGGGCACCAGACUUUGCUCCUCUGGAACCACAGAGACGAAGCACAGCAGCCGACUGUGAACUCAACCAUGUGGCUGAAAGUCUUCUUCACCUUCGUCUUCGGCCUCUCCGGCUGCCGGCCGGCUUCAGUCUUCCGGGAUCCGGAUCGAGCCCACGGCGUCCUGGUCCGGACCCGGAGGCACAACUCUGGCUGGCUGGAGGAGCUGCAGAUGGGAGACCUGAAGAGGGAGUGUCUGGAGGAGCGAUGCUCCUACGAGGAGGCGCGGGAGGUGUUCGAACACACCGAGACCACGGACGAAUUCUGGAGCACGUACAACCUCCCAGACCGCUGCAUGUCCUCUCCGUGUCUGAACGGCGGCAGCUGCUCCCCUCAGGGCUCGUCCUACACCUGCUACUGCCUGCCCCGCUUCAGUGGAGUUGGCUGUGAGCUCGAGCACAAGGCGGUUCGUGACUCCUGCCUGCUGGAGAACGGAGGCUGUGACCAUUUCUGUGACGAAGACGAGGGAGGACGAAGACUCAACUGCUCGUGUGCAGACGGCUACUUCCUGGAUGUCGAUGGGCAGAGCUGCGUCAGCAGAGUCCUAAUCUCUGGAUCUCAGAGGCCAUCGCCUGUGGGAUGGUCCCCGUCCUGCGGGAACACAACGACCAGCAGCUGGACUCUCGAGCUCGGAUCGUCGGAGGAACCGUCUGCCCCAAAGGUGCUGCUGCAGUAUAAAGGCCGAGGCAUCUGUGGAGGAGUGCUCUACCGGCCCUCCUGGGUCCUCACAGCCGCUCACUGCCUGGAGGACGCCGACGCUCGCUUCCUGAAGGUGGUCGCAGGUGAGCACAACACGGAGGUUCUGGAGGGCACGGAGCAGUUCCUGCAGGUCUCCGAGAUCCUGGCGCACGAGAAGUACGUGAAGGCCACCGCCGACAACGACAUCGCCCUCCUGCGCCUGGCCUCGCCCGUCGUCUACUCGCCGCACGCCGUGCCGGCCUGCCUGCCGACGCGCCCGCUGGCCGAGCGCGACCUCUGGGCCGUGGGCCGGCACACGGUGAGCGGCUGGGGCCGGCGGGCCGAGAACGGGCCCACCUCCACGCUGCUGCGCCGGCUCAGCGUGCCGCGCAUCCGGACGCAGCGCUGCCAGGAGGAGAGCGGCGUGGCGCUCACCGACAACAUGUUCUGCGCCGGCUACAUCGAGGGCCGGGAGGACUCGUGCAAAGGGGACAGCGGCGGCCCCCUGGUGACCAAAUACAAGAAGACGGCCUUCCUGCUGGGGAUCGUCAGCUGGGGGAAGGGCUGCGCCCAGCCGGGCAACUACGGCAUCUACACCCGCGUGUCCAACUACCUGGACUGGAUCCACAACCGCACGGCCAGCCAGGCCACAGAGGCCAGCGAGGUCAACGAGGUCAGAGAGGCCUCACCGCACAACGGCACGGCCUGAAGGAGCGCCGCGGGUCGCUCUCCUGAUGAGCAUCUUACUGUGACUCUUAAAGAACCUUCAUCCACAUGAAGGUCAUAGGUCACAGUGUAUUCAUCAUCUAAUGGAACCGCUCUUUGUUGAUCAUCCCCUUUCCGUGUGAAACAAUAACAUGAAGAGACGUAAUAAAGUGUUUGUGGUCAAA
This is a messenger RNA of Pseudoliparis swirei, 1987 nucleotides long. Its product is annotated as coagulation factor VII-like. NCBI's taxonomy places the organism in Eukaryota, Metazoa, Chordata, Actinopteri, Perciformes, Liparidae. Gene Ontology annotation, molecular function: calcium ion binding; serine-type endopeptidase activity. The record is from RefSeq and is a predicted model, not a curated record. Gene Ontology annotation, biological process: blood coagulation; proteolysis. Gene Ontology annotation, cellular component: extracellular region. The transcript has 8 exons. The coding region runs from base 451 to 1806 and encodes 451 amino acids.